This is a messenger RNA of Penicillium lagena, 1701 nucleotides long. Its product is annotated as glycosyltransferase family 2 protein. Bases 1 to 1701 code for a protein of 566 amino acids. The record is from RefSeq and is a predicted model, not a curated record. The transcript is spliced from 3 exons. Lineage: Eukaryota; Fungi; Ascomycota; Eurotiomycetes; Eurotiales; Aspergillaceae.
AUGCUGUGGCUGUCGUAUGCGGCUUUGUUUCAACCUCUGCCAGGUCGUGCUUCGAUCACUCGUCCAUCGUUUCUAGCACAUCCUCCAACUCACCGGCCGGAAGAGCUGCCUCUUAACCAAAAGAUUUACAUUGGCAUGUUUUUGUUCGUCCACAUCAACGCGUUCUGCUUUGCCCUGCGCCUUUUUUUCUCAUUGUUUGUUACACUGCGAGAAAGCAAGCGGUUACUAGAGCGGCGUCCUAAACCGAGUUCAGGGCUCUUGAGCGAUGUUUCACAGGAUACAAAAAGCCACCUAGGAGAGGAAAUUCCACUCAGAGAUAUAGAAGCAAGCUCGACCCAAUCGCAAUCAGCAUCGCUUCUCCCGGAGCAAGAAGUGAUUCACGCAAUCAUUUUGCCGAAUUACAAAGAAGACACAGAAACUUUGAAAACAACACUGCAUGUCCUAGCCAGCCACCCCCGAGCUUCAAGCCAGUAUGAGGUUUACCUGGCCAUGGAGCAAAAAGAAACCGGAGCAAUCAACAAGGCGAGCGAAUUGAUCUCACAAUUUGAGACGGCAUUUUCUUGCAUCCAAGCAACAUUUCAUCCAUUCGGAGUGGCAGGAGAGAUCGCUGGCAAGGGCUCAAAUGUGGCCUAUGCUGCUCGCCAUAUUAUGAGUCUGCAUGCAAGAGACGGCGAGCCAGGUGUGACGGACACAUUAAUUACGGUCAUUGACGCGGAUACCCACCUUUUGCAGGACUAUUUCAGUGAGAUCAGACGCCUUCACCUUGAUGAUGAAGUUAGUCCUGAGCGAAGCUUCUAUUCUUGUCCGAUUAUCUUCGAUCGCAAUUCCUCGGAAACUCCGGCUUUGGUGCGCUGUGCCGAUCUAAUGUGGGGAUUUGCUGGUAUCUCAGCCACGUACCCAGGCUCGCCCAUUUGCAUCCCAACUUCGGUCUAUUCUUUACCUUUAACGCUAGCAAAAAAGGUUGGCGGCUGGGAUAGUGAUGCUUCUGCCAUUGGUGAAGAUAUGCACAUGCUUCUAAAGUGCUACUUUUCCAUGAAUGGUAACAUUACCACACGCGUGGUUUAUAGUGCGGCAAGCCAGUGCAACAUCUCUAGCCACGAUACUGCUGGUCGGCCACGGACUAUAAGCACCCUUGCCGCUCGUUACCGCCAGGCGUUGCGUCACAUGUGGGGUGCAUUGGACACUGGAUAUGCCAUUCAACGAAGCUUUGGCAGCUUGAAGCGUCCUAGCUGGCAUGUUCUCUUUACAGGGAAGCACCUCGCACUUGUACAUCUUCUUUGGGAGGCGCAUUUUCUGCCAUCUCAUCUGACAAUUUGCCUAAUGAUUACCUCGGUUUAUUCUGCUCUAACACCAACCGAGCUCAUUCACCCUGACCUUCUGUUGGCGUUGAAUUGGGCGGGGACCUUACGAGCCUGUUCUUUCAUCAUGAUGAACAUCUGCAUCAUUGUCUACGACUACUGGCACUACUUUUGCGUGAACACUCGUUCACUUGAUAUGAUGGACGCAGGUGUUGUCGACGCGGGCUUUUCGUUCCGUUAUAGGUUUAGCCUUAACAGCCUUCUCGACCGUAUCAUUUUCCCUGUAGCGGGAACUAUUUUCGGACCCAUUCCAGCUGUGCAAGCUGUUGUCUCACACUUUUGGACUGAUAAACUUCAGUACCAAGUGAGUCAGAAGCCUAACUUUGUAGGCAGCCAAGCUUGA